Messenger RNA from Rosa rugosa (rugosa rose), 1384 nucleotides. RefSeq lists its product as uncharacterized. The transcript has 12 exons. Lineage: Eukaryota; Viridiplantae; Streptophyta; Magnoliopsida; Rosales; Rosaceae. Bases 73 to 1047 code for a protein of 324 amino acids. The record is from RefSeq and is a predicted model, not a curated record.
GAAAUAAUAAGAGUAUUGGAGGAAAAGCAUUAAGAAUUGGAAAGACAGAGAGCGAGUUUGGUGAAAGAAGAGAUGGUGAUGAUGAGGAGUGUGGUGACGCCGUGGCAGACCUGCCCGCUAUUCUCCUUGUUACCCUUAAAUGCCCGUAAUACCCCUCUCAUCCUACGCUCAGCUGCCCACUCUGGUCGUUUAUCCAUGGCUGCUUCCUCUCAGUCAACGGCUUUUCAGAAUCAGAAUCAGAAUGUUCCCGCCGGCGCCGGAGCUGAUGACAAUAUGUUUCAGUUGAUUCAGUCUCAUCAGGAGAAGGCUUCUCGUCUUCCCCCGAUUCGGGAAAUCCGAACUCUGCUCGAUCGUAGUGUUCGUGGAGUACUCUCUACUUUUUCACAGAAGCAUGAGGGUUAUCCAUCAGGAUCCAUGGUCGACUUUGCAUGUGAUGCAGAUGGAUCUCCCAUUUUAGCUGUUAGCAGUUUGGCACUUCAUACCAAGGAUUUAACUCAAAAUCCCAAGUGCUCAUUGCUCGUGGCCAGAGAUCCUGAGGACAGGACUGAUUUGUUGGUCACUCUGCAUGGUGAUGCAAUUCCUGUUUCUGAGAAGGAUCAAGCAGCCAUUCGGACUGCAUAUUUGGCCAGGCAUCCCGAUGCAUUUUGGGUUGACUUUGGUGACUUCCAAUUCAUGCGUAUUGAACCAAAAGUUGUGCGAUAUGUGUCAGGGGUUGCAACAGCUUUAUUAGGAUCAGGAGAGUUCAACAACGAGGAGUAUAAAGCUGCAAAAGUUGAUCCAAUUGCUCAAUUUUCAAAGCCUGUUGCAUCUCACAUGAAUAAGGAUCAUGCUGAAGAUACAAAAGCCAUUGUGCAGCAUUCAACUUCAAUUCCGGUAGACUUUGCUUACAUUUUGGACUUGGAUGCCCUUGGUUUUAAUGUCAAGGCUGCUUAUCAGGGUAAUACUUUCAAGCUUCGAAUACCGUUUCCCAGACGUGCAGUGGAUCGAAAGGAUGUGAAGACUCUAAUUGUGGAAAUGCUUCAUGCGGCAAAGCCUCAAGUGAGUUAAUCUCACAGUAACCAAGGAGGUUGACUCUGCAUUUCACGAGAGCCUUUCUCUAGAUAUGGACAAAUCUGGACUUGGAAAAUGUGAAUUGAGAUGAUGUGGUGAAAAAAAUUGCUUGUUUCUGUUAUAUGCUGAGAAAGAAAGUCUCCAUUUUAGUCAGACCUCACUGUAUUACACUUACAAGGCUACCAAAAUCAUAAAUUGAUAUACAUAGAAUCAGAGAUUAUCAUUGUAAAUCUUGCCCUUCUUCCCUGUUGUCUUUGAGAUGUUUAAUAAAGAAUAUAUUCUUAUAGAACUCGAUAGGAUUUGAAAUAUAUGAGAGCAGUUGAUAAUUCAUAUA